AAUAACGUUGGGAUAUUUCCAAUGAAGUGGGAGUUGAACAAGAGACACAGAGACCCUCCAAGAAAUGCUGUCUAUCAUUCCUUUGGAUAUCUCGCUAUCCUCUACUCUUACCAGAAUCUCACCUUUCAAUACCAGUUUUAAGAAACCAAUCUCUUUUGCAUCCAAGGUUUCACCUUCCUCUAAUGAGUUCUCUCCUCUUUCUCUCCCCCCCUCAGGAAUUUGCAGGGCUAGUCAAGUUGUUGAUUUGUUCACAACUGUGUCACCCGAAAUUAUUGUCCGUGAGGCAAGGUUAGUGGAUUAUUGGGGAGUGGCUGAGACUCACUGCAAGUGCUUCUUCCCUGAAUAUUCCUUCCCAUCAGAUUUUCUGCUGAGGAUAGACAGAUUGGUGGUGGCUGUGUUAGCGGCUAUGUUAGCCGGAUUCUUUAGGCCAAGAGAUUGCAGAAGAAUAUGUUUGGUGGCUGUUAUUGGAAGCUCACUUGAUGAAUCCUUUUCAUUUGGAACUGAGGGUCUCAAGAUUGGUAGCUUUGAUGGGAAAUUCAGCCUCAACAAGGGUUAUGUGGCUGGUAUUUUAACAGUAGACAAUAAUGCAGACUUUCUACCAAGAAAAGGGCCACGGCGACAUAGAAGGACUGGAAUUGCAUACAUAUCAAAUGUGGCAGUCCGGGAAAAUUUUCGGAGGAAGGGAAUAGCAAAAAAAUUGAUAGAAAAGGCAGAGUCUCAUGCCAGAAGUUGGGACUGUCGUGCAAUUGCAUUGCAUUGUGACUUAAACAAUCCUGUGGCCACAACGUUAUACAAAGGCCAAGGUUACAAAUGUAUCAUGGUUCCAGAAGGAGCAAAGUGGCCUCAGCCAAAGACCUCACCAGAUAUCAGAUUCAACUUCAUGAUGAAACUUCUCAAAAACUCAGCAGCUUCUAAUUAGGCAUUUUGGAGCGAUAUAUUUAUUCUAUAACAGAUAAUCUAAUAUAAAAAUAAAUGAAGUGUUAGGAGGAGACUGUCUACUAUUGGAAUGUGUAUAUAUAGAAACCAAAGCAUUACCUGCAAAAUUAAGUGUAACAUUUUGUAUUGCAUUGUUUCAAAGGUAAGCAUUUUAUAGUUAUUUUCUGUUCUAGACCA
This is a messenger RNA of Cajanus cajan (pigeon pea), 1113 nucleotides long. Its product is annotated as GCN5-related N-acetyltransferase 4, chloroplastic. Gene Ontology annotation, molecular function: N-acetyltransferase activity. Gene Ontology annotation, biological process: N-terminal protein amino acid acetylation. The record is from RefSeq and is a predicted model, not a curated record. Gene Ontology annotation, cellular component: chloroplast. NCBI's taxonomy places the organism in Eukaryota, Viridiplantae, Streptophyta, Magnoliopsida, Fabales, Fabaceae.